UCCUCAUUGCCUCGUGUCGUCUCCUCUAUCACAUCAAAGUGCAUGAGUGCACAAGUGCACCAUGGCGACCAAGACCCCAAAUCUCGACUCCUACACGGAGCUUUGCUCCUUUCGUAGAGGCGCCUCGCGCGCCAAUGAGGCUGGGUUGAGGGCCAAUGAUCAUCUUAAAAGAGCCCUCUCCGAGAUUGAUGGGCUCUUGGCCGGUCUCAGCUACCUCGACGAGACGGAUCCCUUGGCCCCAAGACCAGGAAAAGCCCCGGCCGACGCCAUCGAACUCGAGCUCGAUGGCUUCCUAAGCCGAGAAUCCCCUUCGGAGCCUGCAGCCACCUACCAAAACCAGGGCGAUAACACGACAAAUCCGGGGCCGAAGACGCGGAGUACUGGCUGGUCCUGCGUCCGAAACGUUCGAGACGGCAUGAAUCGGCAAUGGCAGCAAUUCAACGACCUGGCAAGCGAGCUCAACAAUGACGCCAUCAACAAAAUUCGUGGAGAUUACGGCAACGCCAAAGGCCUGCGCGAAACCGGCGUUUUUGCGUUCCGCAACACCUUGACAGGCCCGGCGCCGAAUGACUUGCGAAAAGUCUUUGCCUUCACUAGCCUGUCCUAUGUUGUGACGUGCCUUCUUCGCGAACUGGGUAGUUUGCCCAAAGAAGAAAAGGUGCUGUCGGGCAUCCAGGUCUGGAUGAAUGCGAUCCAGGACAGCAAGGAACGGCGAGCUUUCACCAUCCUCGCUAGCCAUCUCUGGCCAGAGGCCAAGAACUACAUCCACUUCUUUGACCUUGAGACGCCUGAACCAAAGCAGACUGGAGCGACACUUCGCAGAGAUCAAUGGACUGGCCCUAGUGAUAGUCUCGAUGCUAUUCUGUGUCAGCACAUGCCGCCCAUUGGCAACGACAUCGGUUCAAUGAUGUCCUCGGCAAAUCCCUUCCAGCCAGUCGCCAUUCCCGUGUCCAAUGCCGGACCUCUGCAACAGGGACAUAUCGAUAUCCCUGACCGAAACCCUACACAUGGGUUUUUGGAUCAUGUUUAUCACGUCACCGAUCUGACAUUUGAUUCAGUGGAGUUUUGGCAGUUUCUGAAAAUCCCUGGCAUAGACGAUGGCUCCUCGGCUUUGCCAAUGACUAACCAAGGCGGACUUCCAGGGCUGCCCCCGGAGACAGGUCAAGGCUUUGAUCCGGUCCCGAUGAGCCCAGCAGAGGAAGACGAUGCGGCUGAGGAUAGCUCGCGCCCUGACAGCGGCGUUUCUGUGGAAUCUCUCAAGAAAACACAGCUGUUCACCGUGUUUUCCGUAUUAUUCAAAGUCCUCAAGCAGCUAUGCUUCGUCCUCUCGGGCCAGGGAAUGACGGCAAAGGACCUUUCCUCGUUUCUUGCCUUCUUCCAGGAGCAGCACAGUAUCAAGGACCACAUUGACGAAGAGUUCAUGCGGCCCUUGCGGGACGAGGGUGGUUCCAAGGAUGCCCCCUCUCAGGCGAUAGUGUCGGUCGCGAGCAAAUUCGUGAACCUGGGGUACUUGCAGACCGUCGAAGAGGUGACGGCCUAUAUGACUAUAAUUGGACGGGAGAUUUUCGAUGUCGAUGCAACAGCAUAUCAGCGGUUCAUGGAAUGGAUCCUAAAACCGUCACGGAGCAAAAGCCCCAGCUCGCCGACCAGCUCGGUGCAUAAGCCAAGGCGAUCCAGUGGGGGAGUUGUCAAGAGGAAAGCCGUGGUCCAGUCCGGGCUCACAGGGUAGGCUCAUUGAUGGAUUCCCUGGUUGCAAGUUGCUGACGCAAGCCAGAAAACGGUUCUUUUGUGGGAACUGUGGAAAGUGUUUCGACAGAAAGUACAACAUGCAACGACAUGAGAAG
Molecule: messenger RNA, 1844 nt
Organism: Ilyonectria robusta
Lineage: Eukaryota; Fungi; Ascomycota; Sordariomycetes; Hypocreales; Nectriaceae
Exons: 2
Coding region: 62-1729 (555 amino acids)
Source: RefSeq, a predicted model, not a curated record